Symbiodinium natans is the source of this 1884-nucleotide messenger RNA. The record is from the annotation of a GenBank genome assembly. Lineage: Eukaryota; Dinophyceae; Suessiales; Symbiodiniaceae.
AUGCCGGACGCUUGUGUGGCUAUGGAUGCUGCAGUGGACGUGGCGGUCAAGAGGGUCAUGGAGCACGCAGACUUCGCCAGCAAGUUCAAGCAUCCUGUCAAAUUCAAUGGCACGGACUUUGUCGAACAGCGGCUGACAACAGAGCAGCAGCUUGCCGAGGUCACUCGCAGCGCCAGCAAUCAAAUGCACGUCUUCCUCGAGCGAUAUGGGUCCUUGCUGUCUUCAGAGGAUCUUAGGGCUUUGGCCGGCUGCCCCGCGGCGGAAACUGCAGAGGCAGCGGGCGUGAAGCUCACGGGUGCGGCGAACCGCGUUGAGGGUCGCUGCGACCUUGUCCUCCUGGGCUGGACAGCCUUCAUUGUCCUGAACUUGGCCUCGGACUACUUCUGGACUCGAGGAAGCUCCGAGGCGGAGGAUGUUGCCACGGUCAGUGGCUCCGCGGGCAUGGGCACCGCAGACAUCUACAUGGGGAGUUACACCCUCGAGUCCAACGGCUCCCUACUGGAGGAAGGGACCGUGCGCAUGGGCUUCGGCUCCCAACCAUCACCCCUGAUGUCUGUCCAUGCCAACUCCAUCUCGCUGUCGCUGAUGCCCAAGGACCUGCAGCGUGGCUUCGGACCCUUGCAGUCCCAGCUGCUCUUCGCGGGCUUGGAGCUGGGUGGAGCUGGCAGGGCCAUUGCUAUCGGCAACACGGACCCCAGGACUUUCCGGCACUUCGGCGCGAGGUCUUGUGUGGUGCAAGCUUACCUUGACACCGGCUUCGAGGUGGCGUACCCCGAACAUCUGGGAGAGCACCCUUCCGCGUCCAGAAUCUCUGGCGAGGUUGUUGGCGAGAGCUGUGGCUUUCGUCUACGCUUCGUCAGCAAGGUCGUAGACAGGGAAUUUCUCUCCAACAAGGUGGUUCACUACUCAAUGUGGGUGAACCUGCUCUGUGUCUGGCAGAUCAGGUGCUUCAUGAGUCAGAUGAAUGAAGCCGAUGAUGGUCCAGCAGUUGCCAAGGUGUCCAUGCUUUGCAUUGCCAUGCAGGCUCUCACCGACGCCUACGACUCCUUCCUCCAUCUUUGUCUCGGCCUCUCAUCACAGGUACAUCGUGUGGCUGCGCAUCUCCGCUGCGGUGUCGAGGUGUCCACUUCCAGCACGCCGCCUACACAACAGUACCUCUUCAACUCGAUGUCCAUGAUCGCUCUCUUCAAAUUCCUGCUGUGCUCCUUCCUGGAAGCUCGGUACCUCUUGAUCAUCUUGCGACACCGACGUCAUGAGGCCUUCGCCGAGGGAUGGGAAGCAGUGCGGCGAGAAAUUUCGUGGUUGUACACGCGGUUCUAUGGUGCUUUGGUGCUAGGGCUGAUCAUCAUUUACAACUGUCUUCCCUUCCUCGAUCUGGUGGUUCUUCUCCUGCAGUUCUACUGGGUGCCGCAAAUCGCCUGGGAUGCCUGGCAGGGCACAAGGGCCGCGCUGAAAGCAAGCUUCAUCUCGGGUAUUUCAACAUCCAGGUUGCUGCUUCCUCUCUACUUAUGGGGCUGCCCGAAGUCGAUCUUCAGCGGGGAGAUUUAUCCGCGGCUUCCAGGGGCUCCAAGCCUUCGGUGGUGCCUCCUCCUGGUCGGGCUGCAAGCCAUCCAAGUCGGGGUCUUGUUUCUCCAGCGCCGGCUUGGAGCCCGAUGGUUCAUCCCAUGGGUUUGCAUGCCGUGGGCGUACAACUACAACCGAUUUGCUGCAAUUGAUCCGGGAUCCGAGUGUGUCAUCUGCAUGGCAGAUCUCAACCCGGAGGCUGGCCAGCACCAUGUUGUGACGCCGUGCAACCACACCUUCCACCGAGCAUGCCUCGAACAGUGGAUGGAUGUAAAGAUGGAGUGCCCGACAUGUCGAGCGACCCUCCCACCGAUACAGUGA